Hypomesus transpacificus is the source of this 421-nucleotide messenger RNA. Its product is annotated as cyclin-L1-like. Gene Ontology annotation, biological process: regulation of transcription by RNA polymerase II. The transcript has 4 exons. Bases 23 to 421 code for a protein of 132 amino acids. Gene Ontology annotation, molecular function: cyclin-dependent protein serine/threonine kinase regulator activity. Gene Ontology annotation, cellular component: nucleus. Lineage: Eukaryota; Metazoa; Chordata; Actinopteri; Osmeriformes; Osmeridae. The record is from RefSeq and is a predicted model, not a curated record.
UCCUGUGUGUCGUAGGAACUACAUGAACGACAGCCUGAGGACCAACGUGUUUGUGAGGUUCCAAGCUGAGACCAUCGCCUGUGCCUGCAUCUUCCUCGCUGCCAGAGCCCUGCAGAUGCCCUUGCCCUCCAGUCCUAACUGGUAUCUGCUGUUCGGAGCCACUGACGAGGAGAUCAAGGAGAUCUGCCUAACCACCCCCAAACUCUACACCAGGAAUAAGCUUAACUACAAUCAUCUGGAGAAGGAGGUGGAGAGGAGGAAGAUGUUUCUGCAGGAGGCCAAGCUGAAGGCCAAGGGGAUGAAUCCUGACAGGACACCUGCACUGUCUGCUCUGGGGGGCUCCUACCCCGGCUGCCAACCUUGGUCCUCGGGGUGUGCAAUCUGCCUGCUCUUGAGGACCUGCACACCUCGAGGACCCUAA